Molecule: messenger RNA, 945 nt
Organism: Dictyostelium purpureum
Lineage: Eukaryota; Evosea; Eumycetozoa; Dictyosteliales; Dictyosteliaceae
Exons: 1
Coding region: 1-945 (314 amino acids)
Cellular component (GO): nucleus
Source: RefSeq, a predicted model, not a curated record
AUGGAAUCAUACUCUAUUCAAGAUUUAGAAAAUAAAUUAAAAACUGACAAGGAAGAAUUAUUAGAAGUAGAAUCAUUGCUAGAAGAAGAUAAUGAUGCAGAAUUACAAAAAUUAAAAGAUGAUUUAAUUGCAAUUAUUAAAACAACUACAGAUUUAAUAUUUAAAAAGAAAAGAGAAUUGGAUAAUAAUAAUAAUAAUAAUAAUAAUGUAAAUACACAACCACCAAUAAUACCACAAACAUCAAAUAGUAAUAUUAAUAUUAAUAGUAAUAGUAAUGGUAACAGUAAUAAUAAUAAUUAUGAUAUUUAUAAUAGCAGUAAUUAUCAACAACCUCAAACACAGCAACAACAAAUAGAACAAUUUAGCGAAGAUAAUAGCUUAACAGUUGGUACAGUUUGCGAAGCUCAAUAUUCAGUUGAUGGGGUUUGGUAUAAAGCAGUUAUAGAUUCAAUUAAUAAAGAUGGUACAUUUAUAGUAACAUAUCCAGAUUAUGGUAACUCUGAAGUGUUAACAUUCGAUAAAAUAAAACCACCAACCAGAUCACAAAAACUACUUUUAAAUCAAAAUUUAGAACAAAAGAAAUAUUUACAAGCUCCAGAUACAAUUCAAUCAAUUCCAAAACAUUUAAGAAUUUUACCAGAGGAUAAUGAAGAAACUAGAAAACAAAAAGAGAAAAGAAUUCGUUCCAUUAAAUCUAUGAAUCGUUUAAAAAAAGUAGAAGAAGAAGGAAAACAAAAAACCCAAGCAUGGAAAGACUUUUUAAACAAACCAAAAAGAUCAGUCCCUGGUACCUUUACUGAUAAGAAAAAAGGUUCAAUGUUUUCAACCAGUGACAGCGCUGGAAGCAAGGUUGGUGUAAUUGGUAGUGGCAGAGGUAUGACAGAAAGCCAACAAUUUCAAGGAUUUUCUAAAAAAGCUCCAUCACAGUUUCAACCUCCAAACUAA